This is a messenger RNA of Salvelinus namaycush (lake trout), 795 nucleotides long. RefSeq names its product hepatitis A virus cellular receptor 2 homolog. The transcript has 6 exons. NCBI's taxonomy places the organism in Eukaryota, Metazoa, Chordata, Actinopteri, Salmoniformes, Salmonidae. The record is from RefSeq and is a predicted model, not a curated record. The coding region runs from base 1 to 795 and encodes 264 amino acids.
AUGGCUGCUGGUUCUGGACCGUCUUUCCUGCGUUGGAUCCUUGUCCUCCUACCAGUCUCAGCCAGGUGUUCGGUGUCGGCGUUCAAGGUGAUGGAAGGUGCUACUGCGACAUUGUCCUGCCAAUAUUCAGUGGGCCAUUUGGGUUUGAGCGGUGUGUGUUGGGGCCGAGAAUGUGGCACGUUUUGGUGCAAUAACAUCCUCGUGCAGACAGACAAAAAUGGGGUCAUCUCCAAGGUUUCGGACAGAUACAGAAUGACAGGUGAUGUCCUCGCGGGAGAAAUGGAUCUUGGAAUUCUCGACGUCAAGCAGACGGACAGCGGGCCAUACUGUUGCAGAGUGGACAUAGACGGCAUUUUCAACGACAAAAAAGUAAUCCAAAACUUGAGGGUCAUGAAAGCUGCUCCAGUAACCAUUAUGCCAACAACCACAGAAGCUAACCCUGCCACAGACCACUGGAAAGCUGUUGAGUCCUCACACAUAGCCAUUCCAAGACAGAACACCAGUGCUUUGCAUUCUGUAACACUGGUGGAUGACCCUUUCCCCAGCCUCUCUCUCCAGAUCAACGUCCCGGUGCUCUCUCUCUCCCUCAGUCUACUCCUACUCAUAGCGGGGGCAUUGGUCAUACUGGGGUUCAAACGUAUGUACCACAAACUCACAUCCUCUGUAGAAAAGCCCAGUGUGCCAAUGAUCACUUAUUCAGACAUCUUGCUUUUGUCAGCCAAGGAGCCGCCCCACAUCAUCUAUGCGAUUCGCAUGAGGAGACCUGUGGAGGAGAACAUCUGUACUCUGGACUAG